GUGUAACACGCCCAUGUGAAGUUCUGUACGCUGCAGUCAUCGAGUAAGAAGGAGCUUAUCUGAGAGGAGGGACUGUACACACGUUCGUGUGCGUUUUAACUAACACCGGACGACGUUUGCGUGCCGAUGAGAGAGUGACAACAAAAAUAAUGGCGUCCGAAGCUGUUUUUUCGCACAGAGACCCCAUGUUGCAGAAGAGGGAUGAGUUCGAGGACAUGCUGGAGGAGAGGAGGAACUCCAGCGACCUGAGGUACGCCCUCAGGUGUUACACACCUGUCCUCUACAAGGGGGUGACGCCCUGCACAGCCGGAGCCCUGAAGAACAUGGUGCUGCAGUCGGCUCAGAUACACUUCGUCAUCGGUCAGGUUUCCAACGAGACGGGCAGGGCCGUCGACGACAUCCAGGAGGAGGCGUCGGCCAUCUUGGAGGAGAUGGCGCACAGCCUGCAGCUCAGCACCGUUCGCUUCUUCGCCUUCACGCUGAGCAAAGUCUUCAAGACCCUGUUCAGGAGCAUCUGUGUCAACGAGGAGGGAAUCCAGAGACUCCAGCAGGCCAUUCAAGAGCACCCGGUCGUCCUCCUGCCCAGUCACCGUAGUUACAUGGACUUCCUGCUGAUGUCGUACAUCCUGUACACCUACGACUUGGCCCUACCUGUCAUCGCUGCUGGCAUGGAUUUCAUGGGGAUGAAGUUUGUCGGGGAGAUGCUGCGGAUGUCUGGAGCCUUCUUCAUCCGACGCUCCUUCGGUGGCGACAAGCUCUACUGGGCCGUCUUCUCAGAAUACGUCAAGACCAUGUUGAAAAAUGGAUUUGCACCAGUUGAAUUUUUCCUAGAAGGGACCAGAAGCCGAACGAGCAAAUCUUUGACUCCAAAGUUGGGUCUGUUGAACAUAGCGAUGGAUCCCUUCCUUAAAGGGGAAGUGUUUGACGUGCACUUGGUCCCGGUCAGCAUCAGCUACGAGAGGAUCUUGGAGGAGGCGCUCUAUGCCAGAGAACUGCUGGGGGUACCCAAACCCAAAGAGUCCACUUCAGGUCUGUUUAAAGCCAGAAAGGUUCUCAGUGAAGACUACGGCAGCAUCCAUGUUUACUUUGGUCAACCGGUGUCGGUCCGAAGAUUGUCCCAGGGCAAAGUUGACCGUGGCCAGUUCAACCUCACACCAAGACACAUCCCCAAGAGGCCCAGCGAGGAGAUCCACAGCUUCGUGAACGACUCGGCCUACGGGCUGGUCCGGGCCCAGGAGGAGAACAUGGUCCUGAAGCCGUGGGUGCUGCUGGCCUCCCUGCUGCUCCAGAACCACCACGGCGACCAGGCGUCGGGGCGGGCACGGGGGAUGGCACUGGACGAGCUGACGGAGCAGGCCGUGUGGCUGAGGGACCUUUCCCGACAGUAUGGAGCCUUCCUCCACUGGCCUGACCACGUGCCUCCGCCGGAAGUCGUCUCCUCCAGUCUUUCUUUGCAUCGAGGUCUCCUGACGAUCACCGAGGGAAGAGUUCAACUGGCGUCGGAACAGGCAGGAGGACCAGCGGGCCCAGGGGAGCCUCCCCCGGUCGGCCCAGAGGAGGAGCUCCUGCGCCAGGCGGUCACCGUGCUCUCCUGCGUGUCCUACAGGAACCAGGCGCUGCACGUCUUCCUCCGCCCGGCGCUGCUGGCCUCGGCCGUCCACGCCGCCUCCUCCAGCGGGAAACAGGAGAUCUUCAACAGCUUCAGCUUCCUCAGGAACAUGUUCUCCAAUGAGUUCAUCCUCUGUCCCGGAGCCACGGUGCAGGACUUCGAGGAGGCCUGUUUCCUCCUGGUGAAGACUGGAGCGCUGCACGUCUCCCAGCAGGAGGUCGUGGUGACGGAGAGAGGACACAGAACUCUGGCCUUCCUCACCAGUGUGCUCGAUCCCUUCCUACAGGGAUACCAGGUUGUGUGCAGGUUCCUAUCUGAAGAGGCCAACGAGGCGCUGACAGAGAAACAGUUUGUUCCUACCGUCAGGAAGUUUAUCAUCAAACGUCUUCUCGCAGGUAGACUAAGAUACACUGAGGUGUUGUCGUCGGACCUCCAGAAGAACGCUCUGGCAGCUUUGCUAAGACUCGGAGCUGUACAGAAAAUCAAGGGAGCGGAGCCGGGAACUCUAAAGGUCAACAAGGUGAUGGUGCACUCGUUGGAAGACGCUCUAGGAGGAAAUCUCCCAACGCAGAAACCCGCCGCCGUCGCUCGCCUUUAAUUCACCGCCUCUCAUCAGGGAGAGGAGACGGAGGAGGUUGAACCGUGGAGUACGACUCGGCCCCGGGCUUCUCACAAAGGAAAGUCCGACCCAUAUCUUUGCUUUCUAUGAGAGGUGGAAGAGAAGCCAUCUGGAGACGGCUCAACCCCCUUUGUCUUCUUCCGUCAAAAUGACUCUUCUAUUAAAAUAUCUUUUAUACGCGCACACAAAACCAGACGAUGACCGAGGCCUUGGAGGUUCAUCGCGAUGUUCCAUGCCAUUUUCCAUUUAUGCUUUUUGAUACGCAUCCUCUAAUAAUAAUCAGCGCGGCUUUUCUUUGUGUCAUUCUCCGUCUCCUCUCUUCUCGUCUAUGCUUCUGUUUGUUGAACGCCCUCCCUCUCUCUCUCUCUCUCUCUCUCUCUCUCUGUGUCUUUAUCUUGUGCACUUUAACGAAUGAAUUCAUGCAAUGUGGUGUGGUCCUGUAUCUCUAAACUGUCUUUUAGCAGCGUGUUUCUCCUUUUCGCCGUCUUUUUGGUGCUAAAUUGGAUCAUAGAUUUAAAAUAUAUAUAUAUAUAUAUGUAUAUAUAUAUAUAUAUAUUUCUUUUUUGCACUGUAUGUAUGAACGUUUAUACAUUUGAGUUGAAUUGUCACAAACCCAAACUGCGUGGAUGAGAUGUACGUUCAUCUUUGUUUACACGGACGCGAUGAUGAUGAUGAUGAUGAUGAUGCUACAGGCCUAAUGGCGCCGUCGCACAUUUGCCAUCUCCAGAUGAAAUUGCAGUUCGUUACGUCGAAGCUCUACCAAGCUACACCAAAGGAAGAAGAUGUUUUAGUGGAAUUUUUCCGUUCCCCCGGCGGGCGUCAUCAUCCCGUGUCCUCAUGUUCUCGAGUGCGGAAUAGUUACUGAAGCUGCGUCACAGUUACUGAGAUUUAAAAAAGAAUAUAUGAAACCUUUAUUGAUACUUUUGAUUAAAGGGACGGAAGACGAGACAAAUGAAAACAAGGAGCAGUGACACAGAAACAAGAAACUACUUUUGAAGACUCAGGAUUCAACUACUGAGCCGAUGCGUCGUUCAGAAGUUCGUCGUUUUUCAAAUCAAAAGUUUCCAAAUUAAAAACUAGGGUAAUUUUUUAUUUGGUCGGUGGUUAAACAGCAGUUCCAUCCUGUCACCUUGGAAAUCCAGACUCGGUGUCUGCGGCAGAUGGAGAGUCAUUAAAGAUCAUGGUCGAACCAAUCAGACACCGGUUCUCGUGGCAAACUGUCGGUGCAGUUUAGUUCCUGGACAAAAAGGAAUUGUUUGGAAUUUGUUUCGGCAUCGGUGUCAAUAUUAUACUUCGAACUGCAUUUCCUUAUUGUUCUCUUUUGGGAAUAUAAACCAAAAAACAAACAAAAUUAGCCAAAUAUCUCAAAUGUGCCAUUUUCAGUUUUUGCCAUUCGACAACUUUAGACAAAUCUGUUUGUUUCCCUUGAGGCUUCGCUUGUCGUGUGUUGAGAAGAGACAAACUUGUCCAAAAGGAAUUCCACUCCAAAAAUGACCACGUAUUUAAAAAAAAAAAAUGCUACCUCCUUCUUCUUUGUUUGCCAAAUUUGCUCGAUACUCAACUCGUGUCUUGAAACUUGAAGCACUGAAAUUAACUUGGGUGAACAACGAACUUUGAACAACUCCAACCUGCCUGUCAACACGCCAUCCAAAGUUGGAGAUCUACAGUUUGACUAUUUGUGGUGGCGGUAUAUAUAUUUCCCCCCCAACAGCUUUUAUAUGAUGUCUUUGUGUGUGUGUGUGUGUGUGUGUGUGUUCAGGCAUAUUACUUUGUUGAAGUGUGUGUGUGUUGGGUGAGGCCUUUUAGUCCUGAAUGUACAGGCUGAGGAUUUACAAGAGCAUAUUAAUAAAGUGUUUUCAAAUACAAA
This is a messenger RNA of Scophthalmus maximus (turbot), 4095 nucleotides long. RefSeq names its product glyceronephosphate O-acyltransferase (gene gnpat). Gene Ontology annotation, biological process: ether lipid biosynthetic process. The record is from RefSeq and is a predicted model, not a curated record. Gene Ontology annotation, molecular function: glycerone-phosphate O-acyltransferase activity. The transcript has 17 exons. The coding region runs from base 150 to 2207 and encodes 685 amino acids. Gene Ontology annotation, cellular component: peroxisomal membrane; mitochondrial membrane. Lineage: Eukaryota; Metazoa; Chordata; Actinopteri; Pleuronectiformes; Scophthalmidae.